AUGGGUUUCAAGUCAGAGAUCAAGUACGAUGUGUCGCCGGAGACCAACAGUCCUGCUGGUGAGGAGGCAGGCGAAAGCCUGGCCUCUAUGCGCGGAGGAACUCUCCAGGACAAACGCGACAUGUAUCGAGUUGGAAACAACCAGGAGUUGAACCGGAAUUUCCGGUUCGUAUCGGUUCUAGGAUUUGCUGCCGUCCUCAUGUGUACAUGGGAAGUGGUUAUGAUUGCCAGCGCAACUGGCUUGCUAAACGGUGGACUGAGUGGAAUGAUCUAUACCUACAUCGGUGGCCUAUUCGGCUUCUCGUUCGUGAUCUUGUCAAUGGCAGAGAUGGCAUCAAUGGCUCCGACUUCAGGAGGACAAUACCAUUGGGUGUCUGAAUUUGCACCCGCCAGCAGUCAGAAAUUCUUAAGCUAUGUUACCGGCUGGGUCUGCGUGCUUGGUUGGCACACUGGUAUCGCAGGUUGCUCCUACACAGUUGCGAAUAUGAUCGUUGGCCUUAUUGCAAUCAAUAACCCUGACCACUAUCAUCCUAAACCGUGGCAUGGUACUCUGCUUAUUAUUGCCAUUGCCUUCAUGGCCAUUAUCUUCAACACCUUCUUCGCGCAAAAGCUACCCUUCAUUGAAGGGGUCAUUCUCCUCGUCCACGUAUUUGGAUUCUUCGCCGUUUUGAUCCCUCUCUGGGUGCUGGCCCCAUUGAAUUCAGCAGAGGAUGUCUUCCUAAACGUGGUCGACAGAGGAGGUUGGGGGAAUAAUGGCCUCGCCUGCCUCGUCGGGUUAGGAGCCCCUAUCUACGCCCUUAUAGCUGAAGAAAUCAGAGAUGCUUCUCGAGUAUUGCCCCUAAGCAUGCUUUGGACCCUUGUUCUGAAUGGCAGCACCGGCUUAAUCAUGUUGAUCACGUACGCCUUUUGCGUGUACGACGUUGAUAAGGUCCUUAAAGACGAAACGGGCUUCCCAUUUAUUUCGGUAUUCUUGCAUGCCACCCGUUCAGUGAGGGCAACGACUGCAAUGACAUCCCUCAUGCUGGUCCUCCAGGCCUGUUCUGCUAUCAGCAACGUUGCAACUACCUCCCGUCAGCUCUAUGCAUUCGCCCGUGACGGCGGAAUCCCUUUCCCUUCAUUCUUUGCCAAGAUUGAUAAACGCUUCGUCGUCCCUCUCAACUCGCUCUGCGUCAGCUUCUUUAUCGUCUGUCUCCUAUCUCUGAUUAAUAUCGGGUCCUCGGUAGCGUUCCAGGCCAUCAUAUCUCUUGGUACUGCCUCACUGCUAUCCUCGUACAUUAUUUCCAUCUCUUGCGUACGCCUCAGACGCUGGCGCGGCGAGCCACUUCCCCCAGCCAGAUGGAGCAUGGGUGCAUGGUCCAGCACUGUUGAGACCAUGGCCAUCCUCUUUCUUCUAAUCACAUUCGGGUUCUCAUUCUUUCCGCUUACCAGAGAGGUCACCACGAUGAAUAUGAACUGGAGCUGUGCCAUUUUCGGCGGAGUGAUAAUCUUCGCCCUAAUCUACUAUUUCGCGCAUGCCCGAAAUGUAUACCAAGGCCCUGUCACGCGAAUCAGGCCAUGGGCGGAGGCGGCUCGUAUCGACUAA
This is a messenger RNA of Microsporum canis CBS 113480, 1581 nucleotides long. RefSeq lists its product as hypothetical. The transcript has 6 exons. The record is from RefSeq and is a predicted model, not a curated record. Gene Ontology annotation, biological process: transmembrane transport. Gene Ontology annotation, cellular component: membrane. Bases 1 to 1581 code for a protein of 526 amino acids. Gene Ontology annotation, molecular function: transmembrane transporter activity. NCBI's taxonomy places the organism in Eukaryota, Fungi, Ascomycota, Eurotiomycetes, Onygenales, Arthrodermataceae.